Molecule: messenger RNA, 3928 nt
Organism: Cynara cardunculus var. scolymus (artichoke)
Lineage: Eukaryota; Viridiplantae; Streptophyta; Magnoliopsida; Asterales; Asteraceae
Exons: 16
Coding region: 1-3783 (1260 amino acids)
Source: RefSeq, a predicted model, not a curated record
AUGGCGUCGCCGGCGGCCGCAGAAGAGCAAUCUAAUACGAAAACGGAGGAAGGAACGACGGCCUUCCGCAAGAAGCGGUUUCGGCGCGUGAGCUUUGCAGAGAAUACAUCUGUUCACAUAUUUGACCGUGAUGAAGAGUACAAUACUCCCCCGGACGUUGAGCCUCCUAGUUCCCCGUACGAGGAAUUAGGGUUUUCUGAACGAGAUGGUGCCCGGAAGCAGUUUUUCCGGAAUGAAGAAGAGGACGACGAAGAUGAUGAUAUGGAUGAACUCGGUCCGAGGAGUCCGUUUUUGCGGGUGGUUCGGUCUCCAUCCUCUGGUGGAAGCACUAUUGGUUCCGUUACCUCCAACGAUGAAGAUAAUUUUUUUGGUCCUGUAUCCACAAGCUUUAUUAGACGAGAUUUUUCAGACUCUGCAGCCUCAGAUGAGAAUCAUGAUCAUACUAUGGAUUCAACAGCAUUUUCAAUGCAUUUUCAUAGCAUCGCUAGAUCAGAUUCAGAAGGGGAUUUGAAGACUUCCACAGGGGUUCACCUUUCCUUUGACGAGAAAACCCCAACUCUGAGUUCUAUCCCCUCUAAUACAAGGAAUUCAAUGCUACUGACACUAGCUAAGAAGCCAAAUUCUCAACCUGAUGUUUCUACCUCUAAAUUGAGCACUGGUUCUCAAUCGAAUGAUAUGAGUCUUGUUGGAGAAUAUCAUGCUAAGUACGACUAUGGGAGGUUAUCCCCUGCAUUGGAUGCACUGUUGGCAGAAGGCCACAAUGAUUCAAAUGUGAUCUCCCAUAUUUCUAUGCUAAAGUCGCCGAUAAAAUCUGGAGAACGUAUUUUAGCAAACAAGGAAAAUGGGCCUGACCUCAUGGAUUUUAGUUAUGGUCAAGAUGUAAAAAUGCAAGACAGUACCAGUCAUGAGGCACUCAAUGAAGUUGUUAAUGUUAAUCCUAAUGAGAUGGGUGUGGCAUCUGGAUCCAAACUUUUUCCUAGUAAGCAGAUUGCAUUUGGUGUUUCAUCUAAUGCAUCUGAAACCCAGGCUUCUAAACCUCUGUCCCCUAAUCAAUCCAUUGGGGGCACUCUUACUGCCAAGACCAAGGAGCCCGUUAAAGAUGCACUUGGAAUCAACUCAGGCUUGGAAGUUUUGGCUACUAGUCAAGGCACUCCCUCAAAUCCUAAGAAUAUGGCUUAUCAAUUAGAAGAUGUCUUGGAAAAGGAAAAUAAAUCUCCUUUGGUAGGAUCAAUAACUCGUUUAACUGAUAGGCCAAGUUACAUGGUUUCAAAUGGUGUUAGCCUAUCUAAAUCUCCAGGAACUGUGACUCCUUUCCAUAAUCAAGCAAGUCUUUUUCCAAAAACUGAAAGCCUAAAACACGGUGGAAGUGUUUCGUCCUUACAGAGAAGCAUUUCUAAACUAAGAAUUCUAGAGACUUCUCCCUUUUCGGCUGUUUUGAAUGCAAAACUUGAAGAUUCAAAUUCCAGAUCUGUAGUUGGCCUCUUCAAGAUGACUCCCUUGGGUACUUUGUUGGAGAAAAACAACAAACCUCUCCAAGCCAAUUGUAUGAACAUUGCUGGGAUCAAGACUCUAGACACUUAUCUUGAAGAACCAUUACCAUCUUCUGCUCAGAAGAAGAGAGAAGGGGAAUCUACAAACAUGAAUGACAGUAAGACCGAGAUACCAAAUAAUUUUGUGCCUAGAACUCGUAAGGAAAGUUCUGUUGAAGUUGCAUCAAUAUUGGUUUUACCAUCUGAAAACACAUACAUGCAGCCAAAGUUAUUGCAAUCUGCAGGUUAUAAAGAUGAUGAAAAUAAGAUUGGUUCCCCACAAACUUUUACUUGUUCUCCAAAAAAAUUCAAGGAGGCAACAACCGCAGAAUUCAGAGGCAGUCCUUAUAGAGAUGAAAAGCAGUCUAUUCAGCUUAAUGAGUCAGUAAGUUUUGGUCUGGGCAAUGUUGGAGGGUUAGGGGAAAGCGUCACCAAUACUCAACUUUCUACUACAGCAUCUGAUGGGAUGGAUUCCUUGUACAUUGAGAGAAGACAAAAUUCUACUCCACUAAAUGUUGCAAUCUCCAAUGUAAAAGAAAUGCUGCAUGACAGAAAGGAUUUUCCAUAUGAUGUCCUUUGUAACUCAGAUUUGAGGAGGAGCUUAACAACCUUAUCAAACGAUAUAGAACAUGAGAACUUUCAAACAAUUUCAAGAGAAAGUGACAUUCCCAUGGGGCUGAUGAAAACUUCUCUCCUGUUAAACGGAAGGAAAGAUGAACAAUCCUAUCGGCAGAAUUUGGCAGAUCAGUUUGGUGGAAGUCCCUCAAAUAGAGAGCUUUACAGUGUAUUGCACGAUCAUAGCACUGAUUCCUUAUGCAUGGAAAAGGUACAGCCUUCCGGUGCGAAUCAGUUGUCUACUGGAGAUGUAAGCUCAGCUGAGCGGAAAAGAAAAACUGAAGAUGUGAUGGCUGAAAAAAUUGCUAGAAUCAGGAGGAGUUCAAAUUCUGAUGUCGAACUCCCAAGUGACGGUGGAAUAUCAAGUAUUGGUCCUAAUCUGAAACAUUUAGCUGAGAUCCAUUCAAGAUUCUUUAAAGAAACAAAACUUUUUUCGCAUUCAGUUGAUAGGAUGAAUUUCCAUACGAUUGAUCGUCUGAUUGAUAUUGUGGGUCAGCUUCAGAGGUCUGAAACAUAUCAGCUUCUUUCUAAUGAAAUUCAGUCGCAGAUCUUUCUAGAUCAGGGUGGUAAUAUUCAAGAUAAAAGAGUAGCAGAAACAAAAUAUCUCUUGUGCAAAACUGUGCAUGAGCAGGCUAAGUUGCAGCUUAUGCAUCUGAAGCGAGAGAGGCUACUGAAAAGUGUGCAGUCGCUUGCCUCUGGAAUUCAAGAGUCUGAAGGGUUGAAGUUGAACUAUCCACCACCAAAUUCACUGGAUGUUCGAGUUAUUCACCAGCAGCCCUUCUCAGACAACAUAGAGGACAUACAAGAGUGCCAAGUUGAUUGCAAAAAAUUGACUUCAAUGAUGCAGGCAAUAGAAGAUAUCCAUAGAAGAAUUUCCAACUUGACAAAUUCUUUUCACAAAUCAUGUAAGAUGAAAGGGGAACCCAACCCUGCUGAUACUAUUGCAUUUGUUACUGAUCAUUUGAUGAAAAGAGCACGUUGUCAGACCAUACGGAAGGAUUUGCAGCUGUGGGUUUUAGACAAUCUGAAGAGUAGCAAAGGUCGUCAUGAAAUUGUUCUUAAUUUCCUCGACCUCAUGACUCAAAGGCUAACGGUCACUGCUGGUGUAAUCCCGAGCAUUUCCAUUUCUAAUAUAUUAAAUGAAAUGAAUAUAAACAAGCACUUCAAAGAUAUGGAUGCUUCAACUGUGUUUGGGUUUGUCUUUGAUGCUGGGAUAACACAGAGGCAAGUUGGUGCAGCAAGUUUGGCACAAGAAACUCAAACGACCAGUUCCCUUUUGGGGAAUUUGGUUGAUGUGAUGGAGGAGAUUCAACUUGCAAGAAUAGAGCUAAGGAACCUGGUUCAUGCUAGAUUUCACACAUCCUUGGACGAGAGCCUUUAUCUGGAGCUGUAUUUUUUUGAUCCAAACGGCCGAAAGAAGGCAACAAUAACUCUAAACGCUUCAUGUUUAAAAAGGGGUAUCUACCCGUCAGAGAUUGUUCCAUGCCAAAUUUUCACCCCUGUGGAUGAAUCGCAAAAUUCGUCUUCUCAAUCACUCUCUACUGAGAUUGCAGCAGCAAUUCGAGAUCUCAGAGUGGGAUUUUUAAGGAUUCUACGAUUAUGUAGGUCCAUAUCGCAGUUGGUCAGCCCUUCAAGGUAAAAACUAAACAGUAGCUCGAGAAAGAGUUGAACAUGUAAUGAAGAAUAAAUAUACUGAAGUCAUAGUCAACUGCUGGUUGAACUCUUCGUUUUUCUUAUUUGAGGCCGUAAAAUUGCAAGAACGGUAUGAUUGACAUAGCUAAGAA